UUGCUUAUUUCGUGACCUUCUUCCUUCCUUCCUUCCUUCCUUCCUCUCACACUCACAGACAGAGAGAAGCAGAAAGGAUUUUAGGGUUGUUGUGUCUCGUUAGAAUGGAUAGAUACCAAAAAGUAGAAAAACCGAAGCCAGAAUUACCCAUAAAUGAGAACGAGAUCCGAAUUACUUCACAGGGCUUGGUUCGAAACUACAUCAGCUAUGCCAAUACUCUUCUUCAGGAGAGGCAUGGGAAAGAGAUCGUCUUGAAAGCAAUGGGUCAGGCAAUUAGCAAAACAGUUGCUAUAGCAGAGAUCAUCAAGAGAAGAAUGCCUAGACUUCAUCAAGACACUGCUAUCAGCUCAGUAAGCAUAACAGAUGUAUGGGAGCCUAUUGAAGAGGGUCUUUUGCCUGUGGAGCAGACCCGCCAUGUUUCAAUGAUUUCAAUCACGUUGUCAGUACAAGAACUGUACAAAAAUUCCGCCGGGUAUCAAGCUCCUUCCGAGGUUGAACAGAUGAAGCCACGGUAUAACAAUUACCAGCCCCAGCUGCAGCAACAACUACCAAGACAAACACGUGCAGGCUAUUAUGCUGUUAAUGAAGAUUCAUAUGGGCGAGGACAAGGUCGUGGUAGAGGGAGGGGACGUGGUUGGAGCAGAGGUGGAUAUGGAAACUAUCAAGAAAAUGGUGGUUACUCAAACAGGGGCCGAGAAAAUGGUGGUAACUCAAACCGGGGGCGAGAAAAUGGUGGUCACUCAAACUGGGGCCGAGGAAAUGGUGGUUACUCAAACUGGGGUGGAGAAAAUGGCGGUUACUCAAACUGGGGCCGAGGAAAUGGUGGUUACUCAAACUGGGGCGGAGAAAAUGGUGGUUACUCAAACUCGGGCCGAGGUGGAUGGGGAUAUCGUGGCUCUGGAUAUGGAAGAGGCAGGGGUGGAGGUGGCAGAGCUUAUGGACGCGGACGCGGACGCAUGGACCUCCGUCCUCGAGGUGGUGGCAACCAGGCUUAGUUGGGGAUUGGCACAUUGUGGUUUUGCACAUUUGCCUUGGCUUAGUGGUUUUUCUGUCCAAAGUAUGUCUAAAGAAAAGCAUGAAAUUGUGGGUGGUUGUUUCAUAUGCAGUGAUUUUGUUGUUUUUCAGCAUGGUGGAAUGUGGAAAAGCUUAUAAAUGGAUAUCUUUUUAGUGAAGAUAACUUUUAUUCUGUA
Molecule: messenger RNA, 1190 nt
Organism: Solanum dulcamara
Lineage: Eukaryota; Viridiplantae; Streptophyta; Magnoliopsida; Solanales; Solanaceae
Exons: 8
Coding region: 105-995 (296 amino acids)
Molecular function (GO): RNA binding
Source: RefSeq, a predicted model, not a curated record